Molecule: messenger RNA, 834 nt
Organism: Vigna radiata var. radiata (mung bean)
Lineage: Eukaryota; Viridiplantae; Streptophyta; Magnoliopsida; Fabales; Fabaceae
Exons: 1
Source: RefSeq, a predicted model, not a curated record
AUGGGUAAAAUUGACAACCAUGGUAACCAAUUUCCGGGGCAUGUAGCACUCAUUGCUGCACCCUCAAAUGGUUCCUCUACAGAUGCUUUAUUAAGAAAAUUCUGGGAGAUUGAAGAAAUACCCAAACCAGUGCCAUCACAUCCAGAUGAUGUCAUUGCCGAAAGAAUUUUUAAGAACAACCACUAUAGACUAGGAACUGGUCGUUAUGUAGUUCCUCUUUUGAUACGUAACGAUGCGUCACCACUGGGUGACUCGAAAAGCCUUGCUCUUCAGCGUUUAAACGGAACUGAGCGCCGUUUCAACAAACAACCUGAAUUGAAGGAAAAGUACUCGGAAUUUUUGAAAGAAUACGAGUCUCUAGGUCACAUGGGCUUAGUGAACUCGGAAAAUUUUGGACUCGCUAGAUAUUAUAUUCCUCAUCACGCUGUUUUCCGUGAAGAUAGCGCAACUACAAAGGUUCGCGUGGUUUUCGAUGGAUCACAAAGGUCAAGUUCUGGCAUUGCCUUAAAUGAAAUUUUGUACUCCGGUCCUAAACUUCAAAAGGACGUUUUUGAUGUCAUUGCGAGAUUUCGAAUUCAUCAAAAAGUGUUUACAUGUGACAUAUCCAAGAUGUACCGGCAGAUUUUACUGAGACCUGAUGAGCGGAAAUAUCAACAUAUAUUUUGGCGUCAUGAUGGGGAAUUGAAGGAAUUUGAACUUAAUACAGUGACUUAUGGUCUUUCUUCAUCGCCUUUUCUCGCACUGCGUGUCAUAAAACAACUUACGGAAGAUGAAGGACAUAAAUAUCCUGCAGCAGCCACUGCGCUCUGCCGGGACAUGUUUGUUGACGACUUG